GCAGUCACUCAAGAGCCAAUCAAAUAAUCGUUGGCCGUCAUGAGGAAGUAUCGUUAUUUUUAAAGUCACACCGUGCGGUAGUUUUCAGUUUAGCGCUGCGACAAAGUUGGUAAGUCUUGUCAAAUUAGAAACUGACUGCAGAUGAAAAUGAAGUCUCUAGUUCUACUAAUUUGGUCAGCUUGGUUAAACACUCGAUACAGCAGCUGCUUUCUCCCCUCUUCGUGCGCCUUCCCACCAGCUAAGUGGUGCUCAACCUUUGACUCAUCUAUUCAAUGCGGGAUUUUGAGGCAGUGCCUGGAGCUUGACUUCAUCAAGUCCCGUCAAGCAGCCAGUCCAGUUCAGGUCGCGCUGUACUAUGAAAGCUUGUGUCCCGGGUGCAGGCUUUUCCUUACAGAGAUGCUUUUUCCUACCUGGGUCAUGUUGAAAGACAUCAUGUCCGUUACUCUGGUGCCCUAUGGCAAUGCACAGGAGAAGCCUGAUGGACAAAAGUAUCAAUUUGAGUGCCAGCAUGGGGAAAAGGAAUGUCUGGGCAACAUGAUUGAGACGUGCCUUCUGAACAUGACUGAUAUGGCUUUCCCAAUCAUCUUCUGUAUGGAAUCCUCCACUGAUGUAAUUAGCGCAGCUGACAGUUGUGUGGAACUUUAUGCCCCUGAGUUGAGCAUGGACAAAUUAAAGAGCUGUGUAGAUGGGGAUCUGGGCAACAAGUUGAUGCAUCAGAAUGCCCUGCAAACAAGAGCUCUUAAUCCUCCACACCAGUAUGUGCCCUGGGUGACCAUUAAUGGGGAACAUACCGAAGACCUGCAGGAUAAAGCCCUGUCCUCUUUAUUUCUUCUGGUCUGCAACAUGUAUAAGGGCUCCAAACCUCCUGCCUGUGGAGGGACUCCCAGACACUUCAAAAGUUUCUGUCAGAGUGGGUGAAGAACAGUUUGGGAAAAAAUCCCCUGGCUAGCUUUGUUGCAAUCAACAUUCCAUAACAAUUGUGUGGUUACCAAACAAAUAACAUUGACUUGAAGAUGUCUCUCUUUUGCUUUACUGCAUUUUGUAAUUCACAGAGUAAAUAGUUACUUUAAACAUAAAUUACAAUGUUGUAUUUCUAAAUUAUAAAUACAUUUUUACCAUAAAGCAUGACACUGUACGUUAUUUACACUAAUUGAUUUGUACUGUACAAAUACAUAAAUCUUUUAGUUACAGUUAGAUGGCACCAUAUCUCAAAACUUAUUUAGCCAAUUGAUAUCACAAGUUUUUAGGAUUAAAGUAGCACUGAUUUGCACAUGAGUUAGAAGUAGUCAUGUUCCACAAUUUUUUUGUUUUUUCAAUGAAAUUUCUUUAUUACAUAUUUUUCCUUUGAGAUAUUUUCACAGUCAAUAAUUUUGAGAAUAUUGUUUAUAAAUGUAAUUGCAAUGUAUGUUUAAUACAUUACAUCAAAGUCGAUAAACAAAGUACAGAGGAACACUAUGAAAAAGUCCACCAUCUUAACUGACAUUAUACUUUGUUUUGUAUUUGGCUUUUAAACCUGAAUGCAUGCGGGUAUGCAGAAAAAGCUGGCAGGGUCAAUAAAGUUUAUGUUAGACAAGCUGUUGUUAUGUAAGACAAACUCAUAUCUUGGUAAAAUGUCAAGGCUUGACAGCCUGGUUAUAAUCUGUAUAAUGUAGAGAUUAUAGGCAUUAUUUUAAUCAAAAACAGUGUCUAGCUGAACCAGAAGGUCUGAAUGUACGAGAUCCAAAGAUUUUAGAAUCAGAUAAACACACAUGACCAACGCCUUGCUAUGCAAGCGGCUCUCCUGCUUUAAUCUCACUCCCAGCUACAGUUGCAUCUGUAUUCUUUCCUGUUUCAGGUUGGCCGUCUGAAUCAACAUUCCAUAGCAUUCAUCUUUUAUAGGUCUUAAGUUUCAGUCUGAGAAAUACCAGCAUGGAGUUCAACCAAAAACACUGCAAUGAAUGUUAAGUGUUUAUCAGUGAACAAACUGACAGCUGAGGGUUCAAAAGAGGCGGGGAAAUGGUUACAUAGUGAGUGACAACCCAAGGAAGCGUUGGUGCCACAGACUGCCUCAUAUCUGAUCGUAAAUGAAGUUCCUGUAUCCUCCUCUUUGGUAUUUCCUUCCCAGUUCUCUUGUUCCUUGGAUAAAGUAGCUGAAAGUAUGCGGAGAAAUAAUUCAAAAUUUUUCAACUUCACAGAGAGACAGUGGGAUUCUUCUAAGUUGGCCUCAGGCAGUGAACCCACCCAAGACUCUGAAAUCAGAUGUGCUGUGAAGAGGAUUUUCACAGGCAACCUGCAGUUGCCGAAGCUCUCCUGCAGACCCACCACACAAGAAGGACCUAAGGAUGUGACCCAGUUUGUCCCUGCAUCCCCAACCAUAAAACACUCCAGGAGCCUGGGGACCCUGACCAGCUGCAUAUCCACAGCCUUGUAAGUCAAAAUGAUGGGAUGCUCAAUAUGAUAUAUGCAAGAUGUACAUACCAGUAAUUGAACUUAGAGCUUCCAACUUUUAGGAACAAUGUGCUGUACUGUACAGCACAUUGUACUGUACUGUACAUUGGAUGUACUGUAUAAUACAUUGUCCCUUAAAGUACAGUUGUGUUCGAAAUAAUAGC
Molecule: messenger RNA, 2591 nt
Organism: Menidia menidia (Atlantic silverside)
Lineage: Eukaryota; Metazoa; Chordata; Actinopteri; Atheriniformes; Atherinopsidae
Source: the annotation of a GenBank genome assembly